Molecule: messenger RNA, 6560 nt
Organism: Trichomycterus rosablanca
Lineage: Eukaryota; Metazoa; Chordata; Actinopteri; Siluriformes; Trichomycteridae
Gene: asxl1
Product: ASXL transcriptional regulator 1
Exons: 12
Coding region: 1029-5903 (1624 amino acids)
Biological process (GO): positive regulation of transcription by RNA polymerase II; animal organ morphogenesis
Cellular component (GO): PR-DUB complex
Molecular function (GO): DNA binding; peroxisome proliferator activated receptor binding; chromatin binding
Source: RefSeq, a predicted model, not a curated record
GGAAAUACGAGUCUAAAAGAGGGGGAUGGGGAGAGUUGUUUUGUGUUGCAUUCCUGCAGUGUGCUUGACCUUUGACUUCGUAGUCGGGCUUUUCUCUGUGCAUACCAAUUCGAGGGGUUUUCCUGCAGUAUGUCAGAGGUGCUAGUUGGCUCAGUCUGCGUCCUGCAUCCGUUUAUUCCUGCCUACUAGAUAACGCUGCAACCUACAAAGCACCGCGCUGGUUAUUUAUCUACCGCAGAUUUUCACGAUUUUGGACGUCUGUUACACCAGGCUAGGCAGGAACGUACAGCGUGUGUGUGUGUGUGUGUGUGUGUGUGUGUGAGAGAGAGAAAGCAGAAACCAGGAGGAGGAUCUGCAGAUCUGGGAUCUUGCAGCGAGCCGAGCUCAGUCAGGUCACACGUUUCAUAUCCGCCGUCAGCCAAACACUAUUCGGCUCAACCCGCCGCAGAAAGACGGACAAGAGCGAGGAAAUGAAGGACAAACAGAAGAGAAAGAAGGAGCGCACAUGGGCCGAAGCCGCUCGCAUGGUUCUUGAGAACUUCUCUGAUGCUCCAAUGACACCCAAACAGAUCCUUCAUGUCAUCCAGACAAAAGGACUUAAAGAAAUGAGGUCUGUAAAUGCACAAUCAAGUGUCCAUAGUAAAACUGGCAAUUUUAAUACUGCAAAGAAAGAACACCAGGAAAGCAAGCAUGGCUUGUACCAUGUGAAUCUAGUGCAUACAUUAAGCAUUUACUAUGCAUUUACACUUGCCCAGAUUAUAAGUAUUUAAUUGAUCUGCAAUAUCACUCACAGCAGCACUUCUCUUGAUCUGUUUCCACCAUCCUGUUUGUGCUUUCUCAAUACCACCAGACAAGACUAGGUAUCAUGGUUUGCAAAGAUUAACAAAUGUAGAAUAUUCUGGCUCUGUUCUGCUUUCAGUAAUUGCAUACUAAAUUAUUUUCUUUUUUCCCCCCUUCUAUUCCAAUAACUAUUAUCACCAUUCACUGCCAGCAGAAGUGGCACUGCCCCGCUUGCAUGCCUGGUCACAAUGCUCCACUCCCAAGUGCGGGGCGACAGAGUAAAAAACAGUAUUUUCUUCAAGCUUCCCGGAAGAAUGAGCCUUUUCACACUAAAGAAAAACGCCUUGCAGUGGACAAAGAACCCAGCAGGGUCUGACGAUCAGAGCAACACACCAGCAGCUUCAUCCACAGCUUCAGUCGGAGCAGAGGGAGCUGAGCAGGAAAGCGGCGACUCCACAGAGGCAACUGGUGAGAAUGAUGCAUCAGUGGAUGAAACAUCUUCGAGUGCCUCCUGUUCCACAGAACCACAGACCCGACUGAGUCGUUCCUCACAGUCAGGGAGGCAGAGGAAGAAAUCUGUGAUGAUGCCUCGUGUGGUUCUUACUCCACUCAAGGUCAACGGUGAACACGUACCAUCAGGAGCUGCGGGGAGGCGCAGGGAUGGGUCUAGGGGGGGUCCCGGCCCAACACUUCGAGCCCGUACCGAGCUGGGUUGGAAACGCCCCCAGCACUUCAAGAGCAUGCGUGGCCUUCAUUCAGGACCCAUGAAGAGGAAUCGGGGCGGUGUUGAGGUGGAUUUUGAGACACCUGGCUCAAUCUUGGUUAAUACCAACAUUCGCGCUUUGAUUAACACGCGCACCUUUGCGGCGUUCCCUUCUCACUCUCAGCAACAGCUUCUUCAGCUUCUGCCUGAGGUUGACAGACAGAUUGGUCCUGAUGGUCUUGCUCGACUUAGUAGUUCAGCGCUGAACAAUGAGUUCUUCACUCACGCCUCUCAGAGCUGGAAAGAGAGGCUUGCAGAAGGUGAAUUCACACACGAGAUGCAGGUUCGUUUUAGACAAGAGAUGGAAAAGGAAAAGAAAGUGGAGGCAUGGAAAGAGAAAUUCUUUGAAGAAUACCAUGGUCAAAAGUCUGGCUUGACCUGUGAGGAGGCAAUGAAGCUUACAAUGAGUGAUGCAGGAGAAGCAUCAGAGGCAGUUCUGGACUCUGACGCUCCUCCUGUGGCCACGCCUAAGAGAAGAGCUGUCGGAAGACGACGAAGAGAGGGUCGCAUUAGGAGACGGUCACGUGCUGAUCUCAGGCGCAGGGCACGCCGUCCACUCAGCAAGACAGCUCCUGCGGCAGCGGCUCCUACAGAAGAGGAAGACAGUCAACCUGCUUCGGAGGUCGUGGCCACACCUACGUCACCGGCCCCAGAGACUGCUGUAGUGCAAACAGAGGUUGAACUUCAGGCCGAAUCAGAACUGGAAGCCCCAGCAGAAACUCUGUGUCCAGAGGAAGCACCUUCUCCUGUCCCAGUAUCCACACCUGCUCCGGCGUCUACAAGCUCUACCUGUGAUGAACCAGAAGUUUCUGCCACCCUCCUGCCUGAAGUUGUUGAGCCAGCUGUUGCCUCCACCUCCUCUCCUUCUUCAUCCUCUUCCUCAGCAUCAUCAUCAUCCUCUCCCUCCUCAUCUCCCUCUUCUACCUCUGACCAGCAAGGAGCCUUUGCAGCAAGUUCGGACUCAUCAUCUUCCUCCUCAUCCUCAACUGCUGCUGUUGCCACUGACCCCUUGGACGAUGGUGCCUCGGUUAUCACUACUGGCACAGCAGGAACUGGUGCCAGCAGCAGGGAAAGCAGCCCAGCAGCAAGUCCAGCAACAUCCAGCCCAGCAACAUCCAGCCCUGCCAUCCAGCUCAAAGAGCAGAAAAGGAGACCCGAGGAGUCCCAGGCCUUCACCAGCUUUCCCGAGAAAAGGGCGCGGCUGGAUGAACGUCAGUCCUUUCGUAACACAGUUGACUGUGUGUACUCGGAAAAGCCGCAACCUACAACAGAAGAACCCAAGGUCCCGCCAAUCCGGAUUCAGCUCUCCCGGAUCAAACCUCCUUGGGUCAAAGGGGCGCCAACAUACCAAAUCUGUCCUCGCAUCGUGCCCCCGAACGAGGGGUCGCGGCGCUGUGGGACGGGGGCGCGCACUUUGGCAGACAUCAAGGCCCGUGCACAGCAAGCCCGUGCACAACGCGAAGCCGCUGCUGCUGUUGCAGCCACUGGAGACGGGACAGGGUCUGGGGGGAGCGGCACGGGGAAUGGUACUGGGAUACCGAAUUGCCCCAGCGGGAAGCGUUCGAGAGAGCACCCGGGUCCCGUUGAACCUGGAGGAGGAGGAGGGGGAGGAGGAGGAGGAGGAGGAGGAAGACGAGGAGGAGGAGUCAUCGGAGGAGGAGGAGGAAGAGUUGAUGUGGAGGAACAGGACUCGCCUGCAAGCUCUCAUUCGCCUGGAACACAAUUACAGCUUUCCAAUGUAGAAAAGCCUCAAGCCUCUACCCCACAAACAGUAUCGUCUCCAUCCUCUGUAUGCUCUAACCCUUCAGGGUUGCCAUCUGAGUCACCUAAAACCCCCACUUCAUCACCUCAGGAGACAGACAGCCCAGCCUCCCAGGAUCAGCUGGACGAGAUCUGCGAAGUGGAGGAGGUGGCUGCCAGCAGUAGUGAUAAAACCUCUGAGCAGACCUCAGACACACCAGUACCCACCCCUAGUGAAUCAGAGUCUUUAGGCAGUCACCAGGAGGUUAGGGUUGAAGAAGCAGAUUCAAAUGACAGCAGAACACUGACUCCCAAUAAUUCACCGGUGCUCAGUGAAUCAGUUCAUCUAGUUCCUACAUCCAUACCUGACUCUUUGCCUAGGUUUGGUGCACAGGGUGUAGAUGUAAUAAGAACCUUAGCAGCAUCAGCUCAGUCUUGGGAAGGUGAACAGAAUCUAAAUGAACAUCGUUCUGGCACUACUGGGGUCAUUCAACAUGGCUCAGAUGUCAAAGCCCCCAAAGAGACAUGUGUUGCCGCCCAGAAUGGCUUUAUAGGGGGUUCAGAGAAGACUGGAGUCUUGCAAGAGCAUAAGACUGAAAAGGUGGACUCUGAUAGUAAAUAUGUAAGUUCUCUCCCAUGUCUGCCAGAUAACAGGAGAGAAGAGGAUAAUGGGAUGCACAGUGACUCGACAGAGACGGCGUCAGACUUUGAGAAUGAUACCCAAGAGGAUGACGCCGCAGACUGGACCGGAGCAAUAAACCAUAAUGGAGUACCGGCACAUAAUACAAAGUCCCAGAAUCAGCCUGUCAUUCAGACGCCAAAUCGUCUUACCUCAUGCACUUUGAGCUUGCCUCAGCACCAACAGCCAGUCAUCCAGGCCCAUGUUUCUAACCCUGCCCAUAACCAAACUGUCAUUCAGGCACAUUUUUCCAAUGGUGUACAGAGCCAGACGGUAAUUUCACCCCAAAAGCAACAUUCAGUCCUUAGCCAUAGCAUAAACCUUACCCAGGAGCAGAACUUAAAUUCUUUGACCCAUACACAGCCAUACCUUACACAUGGAGAGAAAGACCAAAGCAAGGCGCAUAGUCUACAUGAGAACAGCAAUGGUGGAAAGCCACUUACCUUAACAGAGAAUGAUUCAAAACUAUUUAGCAAAGGGCCUGCAGAUGAUCCUGGAUUUAAAAACUCUGCAGGUGUUCCUUUUGUUCGGAGAAUUCAAGGCCCAGCCCGAUUUGUUUCCUCCGUAGAGGCCAACAAUCCUCUGGUUACUCAGCUACUUCAAGGCAGCCUGCUUUUGGAGAAAGUCUUGCCCCAGACAGCAGGUAAGCUGGAGAUCAAUCGACCUCCCGGAGCACCGCCGAACUUUCUGUCAAAUUGCCAGCCUGGUGGACCUCCUAGGAAUAUGGUUCCCCGCUUCAGAGGUCCAGCCACAACUUGCGGUGCUACAGAACUUGCUGAGUUACAGCACAAAGCCCUUUCUGCUCAUGUGUCCCCUCUGCCUGGUCGUAAUUAUGGUCCCUUACCUCUUAGCAAUUCCCAGACUCGAAUGCCAUGCUUUUUUGAUGAGUCCGGUUCUCGUGGUUCAGUUGUCCAGCAGUUUGGUUCUCAGCAGUCAGGGAGCAUCAUCCCUCCUGGUGCAGUACCGGUCAUCACUCCUCUUCCUUCCUCCUCUUCCUCCACACAGCAAUCAGUGGACAUGAACUCUCAGAAUGCUCAGACUUUAGAGCAUCACACCUCUCAGCCUUCACAAACUCCAGAAAGACAAGCAGCUGAUAUUCAGCAUCACUCCACUAACCUCUCCCAGUCUAUGUGCAGAACCACACCAGAUGCCCCCUCCCCUACACAAGGUGACCUUUGCCCGACUGAAGUUGUACCUACUGUUAAGAUCAGCUGGCGGCCAUCAAAACCACAGCCACCUCAAUCUCAGUCUUAUCAGCAGCAGCUCUCAAAUGCAUCUACUGUUAAGCAUGAGGUCUCUGCACGGCCCUCAUGCCAGCAAGCUCUUACCAAAAAUUCACAGACUCCAACUGGUGGCAAUGGUUCUGUUGUAGUUGUAACCAAAAAAGAGCCAGCAAGCUCUAUGGAUGGGUAUGCCAGUGGCAGGGGAGCAAUGGAAGGGCUGCUUAACAUGGAAAUGUCUCUUGCGAGAAUGGCCAAAAAAGAGCAAGCUAAAAAUCAUUAUUCCCGUCAUACAGACUCUUCAGCCUCUCCGUUUUCCUCCUCACCUUCCUUUACCUCGGCCUCAACUUUCUCCUACCAUCUGUAUGGAAAACUGCCCAAGUUGCAGCAGAGUGGAGGUGCACUAAGUGGAGACACCGGCGGGUCCUCAUCUGGGUUCAGCUAUACAGCUAACGUUUCUGUAGUGGAUGGUAGUAGCUUCUCGCGCAGCAUAGCGGAUGGUGUGCUGCAACUGCGGCCGCGUGUUAGCGUCGGGAAUGCUGGGAGUCCGAGCACUACACUCAGUAUCCAGGCAUUUGCUGAUAGUGCUGCAGAGGAAGUGGCUCUUAAGUGCUCCUGUCGUCUCAAGGCCAUGAUCAUGUGCCAGGGGUGUGGUGCCUUCUGCCAUGACGAUUGCAUUGGCCCUUCCAAACUUUGUGUUUCGUGUCUGGUGGUCAGAUAGUGUGUUACAGUACCGCCAAACUGAAGGUUAAGGUUAAAGCUAAUGGCUUGGCCUACACAGACCUUCUCUCUAAUCACCUGCGAUUAGAAAUCAGAGGAACUUUUGGACUCAUCCGAGCAAAGAACUUAUUACUCAUGGUGUGUACAGAUUCAGGCCAGAAUUUUGGUGUUUGGCAAAACAAUAGGGCUGGAUUAUGCCCUGCAAGAUCAAAUUUAGUCUGUAUUUUUGCUUCAUAUUUUUUCUAUUGCUGUUAUGAUGGUGUUAUGAUGUAUUAUUAUUAAUAUUAUUAUUAUUAUUGUUGGUAUUAAGUGAAUUUACAUGGCACGGUUGAUUGUAGAUUGUGCCUUUUCUUUAUUUUUUCACACAAAACAUUUACCUCAUCAACUUGACACCAGUCAUCAGUUCAGUGUGAAAUGGUGGUGUUCAUGUUUGCGUUUUCUCUCACUUGCUUUUCUAAAAAGAGAGUGGAGAUAGUUGUUUUGUGCAUCUUGUCUUGCAAAGAAAUAUUUUUUUAAAUCAUUAAACAAGCCAAUUACUUUUUGUUAUUUUGUAAGUGCUUCCUUUCUUUUUUUUUAUUUUCUUAUCCAAAGUGAAGUCCAGUCUGUACAUGGCGGUUAAGCACAGUAUUCUAAUCUAAUAAAGCUGACAAUGAACAGA